Molecule: messenger RNA, 2436 nt
Organism: Hypanus sabinus (Atlantic stingray)
Lineage: Eukaryota; Metazoa; Chordata; Chondrichthyes; Myliobatiformes; Dasyatidae
Gene: fsip1
Product: fibrous sheath interacting protein 1
Exons: 16
Coding region: 81-2174 (697 amino acids)
Source: RefSeq, a predicted model, not a curated record
UAGCAACCACAUCCGGGACCCUGGGCAUCCAUUAGCAGCGAGAGCUCAGCUUCUUUCAAUCAAUUUUCGAUCGUCUGGUUAUGAUGGACAUUGUUAGAGGCCCAUUUGAUGAAAUCACACGUCCAGCAACUGGUUUUCGAACACGUCCUGGCAGCCGAGUGGCAAGUGGUCCAUCACCAGACAAGCAAAGACGGAAUAUACACUGCUCUGGAGCUAUGGUGGUUUUAACACCAGAACCAAAUUUAGCCCAGGAAAAGUCUGACUCUUUGGAAAGCCAUUUUAACCCUGUGGAAUCCUCAACUAAUCCUUACUUUGAUGAUCUGGACAGUGAACUGGAAAUUUUCACUGAAGAAGACGGAGUGAAGAUUUUGGGUAUUAACAAAAUAGGUCUUGAAGGACAACACAGAAGUCUUUCCUCACCAAGGGAUCACAUUAGAUCUAAUACAAUGGAAGUUCUAAUUUCAGAAAAAUCAGGGAUUCCUGCUACUCCAACAGAUUCAGAGGAGAAUUCUGAAGAUCAUUUAACUAUCCAAGAUCAGACAAAACCAUUAAAGAAUGAGUCUGAUAAUUAUAAGCAAGAGGAUUUAGUUGACAAAGCUGAGGACUCCCAACUUGAAGAAGCUAUAGCAAAAAUGGAAACAUUGGAUAAGAUUUUGGUAAUGAAAGAAGAAAAAGAAAGGCAAGUGAAGAAACAGGGAGAAGAACUAAGGAAAAAGCUUUGGGAAGAACUUGAGGAAAAGAGUAAGAAAGAGACUCGGAGGAACACAAGCAGCAGGAAUGUGAUUAUUGGAAAGCCAGUUGCAGAAAAAAAUGCAAAACCUGAAGGAAUGGUUGAAUGCCCUGAGGUGACAGAAAAUACAAUGAGAUUCCUAGCUCUGACACCAGGUGAAAAUGUUCAAUCAGCUGAAGAACUCCUGGUUACAUCUAUAUUCCAUACCCAACUCCCCGUGGAGGACUAUGAAAGGAAAACUAAUGAACAAGCCCAUGUUUACCAGGGCUGUUCUGAAGAAGUUAAUUUGCCUUCAGAAGCUUGCUCCAAAAAUGUCCAAAACAAUGAAAAUGGGAGCCAAAUACAUCCCCAAAAUAAGAUUAAAGUUAAAGAUUUUAUUAAGAAGAACAUUGAGUUAGCAAAAGAAGCCAAGAAUCCAGUGCUGUUGACUGAUGAUGAGAAAAGAAGAUUAGCAGAACUAUUGAAGAAUAUUGAUGCUGAAGUAUCAAACCAUGAAGAUACUUUGAUGCCCUGGGCAGUAACAGUGGCAGAAAGGGAUGGAUGUACGCCAGAACCCAUAGAGCAACAACAGUUGGCUGAGAUUGAUGCUAAACUGCAAGCUUACCUUUUAGCUGAGAAUAUCCCUGUGAAAACAAGUAUGAGAUCCAGUGUACAAACCUGGAAUAAUCAGCGCUCCAUGGAUAGUUAUACAGAGAUUGGGCCAGGAGAAGAGGUCCUCGUACAGUUGCGAGAUGAACGCGAGCAACACUUGCGAAUGGAAGAGAUAGAACAACAGUUGAAAUGUCUGGAGGCAAUAUCCAGUGAUGCUGCUAUUGACGGUGUGCCAGACUUGCCAAAAGAGACAUUGACUUCCUUAUUGGACGAUUGCAUCCGAUGUCAAAGUUCAGGAAGAAUAUUUGGAAAUAACAUUUUGGAUGCUGAUUCUGACCUUUCUAGUUCCUUAUGUUCUCAACGUUCUCAGGCAAUAACUGAAUUUAAUACACCACGGCUGGCAGACUCUGUCCUUUCUCAGCUUUUGGAGGAGGCACAUAGAUCCGGCCUUUCCCUGUCCUCUGGCAGAGCUGAAGGAGGCAGCAAGCAAUUGGCUGAGAGUGAGGACCCAAAUUACUAUUGGAACCGAGCUCUGGCUAAUGUUAACAGAAUGUCAGGAGUAUUGCUGGCAGUUUCAAAAACAGAUGAUAUUAGCUCAGACGGAGAGGUGGGGAAGUUGAUGCCGAGCAGCAAUGACGUGCCCUACUUGACCAGGGCACUGGCGAUUAAACAAAGGAAAAAGCCCUCUUUCCUUGUUGAUCCAAACCUUAAUGGAUACACAGAACAGGAGCAGCCAACAACCGACAACACUCCUGCAAUUCCACAGCUGCUGCACAUAGGUGAUGAAAAUGUCGCUGCCAGUGAAGUGGAUAGAAAUAUUGCUGACAAUGAGGAAAAAUCAGAGAGAAAUUGAUCUGUGAGAACAUUGUUCGUGGUUCUCUACAUUUGUCUUGUGCAACUUUGUACUGAUGGAAGGAUUGAAGUGACAAAUAUACCAGGUUCUGGAAUGAAGACUUUAACAACACAAAUCUUAUCAAGUGAAAGACGUCUACAUAUGUGUAAAACAUGGGGAGCAUCAGCUUGAAGUAUUUUUGCUGAAAUGUUUAUCUUCACAGAAGACAUACUGAUUUCUGAUUUUAUGUGGAAUUAUGAUUAAAAGUGUAUGAUUAACCUAA